GGGGCGGCGGGCGGGGCUUGCAGUCCUGGGGGUCCCAGAGCGGGCCUGCCCCCGGGAUUUGAUUCGGUCUGAUGAUUUUUUACUGAUCGCCUAUUGUGAAUCGGACACUGAGUACUAAGCGUUGGAGAAACAGGAAAAUGAGAGACCCCCAAGAGGUGAAGGGCUGCAGGAAUUAAGCUCUCCUAGAGUCUCUCCAAAGUGCAGAUCCCUUGGCUGACAGGCCACGUUCGCUCAACCCUUCCCCCGCCCAUAUAAGGAGAAGCAGCUGCUGGGGGCCUCCCCGGGUUCUAAACAUAGCAGGCCCUGCCUGGAACUCCCAACGCCACCCAGCAGUGGGAGCCGCCAUGGAACGGCAGCAUGCCCGGACCCUGUGGUACGACAGGCCCAAAUAUGUGUUCAUGGAAUUUUGCGUUGAGGACAGCACCGAUGUCCAUGUGCUCUUUGAGGAUCACCGCAUUGUAUUCAGCUGCAAGAAUGCUGAUGGAGUGGAGUUGUACAAUGAAAUUGAGUUCUAUGCCAAGGUGAACUCCAAGGACUCCCGAGAUAAGCACUCUGGCCGGUCCAUUACUUGCUUUGUGAGGAAAUGGAAGGAGAAGGUGGCCUGGCCCCGGCUCACCAAGGACGAUAUCAAGCCAGUGUGGCUGUCUGUGGACUUUGAUAACUGGAGAGACUGGGAAGGAGAUGAAGAGGUGGAGCUGGUUCAGGUGGAACAUUAUGCAGAGCUUUUGCACAAGGUCAGCACCAAAAGACCUGCCCCUUCCAUGGAUGAUCUGGAUGAUGAUUCUGACAGUGCCAAUGCAACAAGUAAUUAACUUUCUAUGACAGCAGAGCUGGGGAGUAGCUUUCCAGUUACUCUGAAAAGCUAGGGCCUGAGUCUUUUGUCAGUUCUUUGUGCACCAAGGGCCUCUGCGAUCUCUGAAUUUCCUAGAAGCUCUUUAUUGAAGGUCCUCCUUCAUGCUUUAUGUCUUCCUGCUGGGCACUUGACUAUGGUGCUGCAUCAGAUGGCAGGACAGGGGAAGGAGUAGACUGGCAAGGCCUCUAAUGUCCUACUAAUUGGUUUAUAAUCUCUGUGUUUGGGCCAAUUGAUUAUUUGAGUAUGUGUGUAUGUGGCAGAGCAAAAGCCAAUGAAGAAACAUAUAGUUAUAAUAAAUCUCUAGGAACUGUU
Molecule: messenger RNA, 1165 nt
Organism: Cynocephalus volans (Philippine flying lemur)
Lineage: Eukaryota; Metazoa; Chordata; Mammalia; Dermoptera; Cynocephalidae
Gene: PTGES3L
Product: prostaglandin E synthase 3 like
Exons: 8
Coding region: 345-812 (155 amino acids)
Biological process (GO): protein folding; chaperone-mediated protein complex assembly
Cellular component (GO): nucleus; cytosol
Molecular function (GO): protein-folding chaperone binding; Hsp90 protein binding
Source: RefSeq, a predicted model, not a curated record